AUGAGUAUUGCCAAGGAAAAUAUCUCCCCGUCCAACACUCCAAUUGCUAAAUCACCACGCAGGAAUGGUCAGGCUAGUCGUUCACAAGUAAAGAAGUGGUCCCUUGACGAUUUUGAGAUUGGUCGCCCACUUGGUACAGGUAAAUUUGGACGAGUUUACCUCGCUCGUGAAGCUAAAUCUAAGUUCAUUGUUGGCAUCAAAGUUCUUAACAAAGCUCAGCUUCAAAAGGCUUCUAUUGAGCAUCAGCUCCGUCGCGAAAUCGAAAUCCAGUCUCAUCUUCGUCAUCCAAAUAUCAUCCGCCUAUAUGGAUACUUUUAUGAUGCUACAAGAAUCUAUCUUAUUAUUGAAUACGCUGCUCGCGGUGAGUUAUUUUCUAUUCUCCGCGAUGCAGGCAGAUUUGACGAGCAUACAGCAGCUGAAUACAUUGUUCAGAUGUGUGAUGCUAUUGAUUACUGCCAUUCAAAGCACAUUAUCCACCGUGAUAUCAAACCAGAAAAUAUUCUUGUCGGAUUGAACGGAGAACUCAAAAUCGCAGAUUUCGGCUGGUCAGUUCAUGCUCCAACAUCCCGUCGUACAACUCUUUGCGGUACACUUGACUACCUUCCACCAGAAAUGAUUGAAGGUUAUGAUCAUGAUAACUCUGUUGAUAUUUGGAGCCUUGGUGUCCUCUUAUACGAAUUCUUGGUAGGUGAGCCACCGUUUGAGACAGACUCUCAACGCAACACAUGCCGUCGUAUCAUUAAUGUUGAUAUCCGCUUCCCAUCAUUUGUUACCCCUCUUGCUCGCGAUUUGAUCUUACGUUUCCUCCAGAAGGAUCCAGCUAAGAGAAUGCCACUUUCUCAGGUCCGUUCCCAUCCAUGGAUUGUUCAACAGCUUGGCCCGGCACCAAAGUAA
Messenger RNA from Trichomonas vaginalis G3, 894 nucleotides. Its product is annotated as serine/threonine-protein kinase IAL-related family. The record is from RefSeq and is a predicted model, not a curated record. The coding region runs from base 1 to 894 and encodes 297 amino acids. Gene Ontology annotation, biological process: mitotic spindle organization; protein phosphorylation; regulation of cytokinesis. Gene Ontology annotation, molecular function: protein kinase activity; ATP binding. Gene Ontology annotation, cellular component: spindle microtubule; spindle pole centrosome; chromosome passenger complex. The transcript has a single exon. Lineage: Eukaryota; Parabasalia; Trichomonadida; Trichomonadidae.